Molecule: messenger RNA, 687 nt
Organism: Debaryomyces fabryi
Lineage: Eukaryota; Fungi; Ascomycota; Pichiomycetes; Serinales; Debaryomycetaceae
Exons: 1
Coding region: 1-687 (228 amino acids)
Source: RefSeq, a predicted model, not a curated record
AUGAGUUCUACGGAAAACAUACAAUUCAUUAAUCACAUUUUGAGGGAUAAAGAAAUAUACAAUUAUGUGAUACAUUUAAAAAGAGUGAACAUUAGAGACGGCGACGACGAGGCGAUCAAGCUUUUGAAUACCUUGGAAUUGUUCGCAUUUGGAGAUUACCUGAAUUUUCUUUGCUAUCAUAAUCAUUACAUAACUCUCGAUUAUUUGUUAUUAAUCAAGUUAAUCAGGUUAACAAUAUUAUCUGCUGCAACGCAAGAAGGACUGACAAUCAAAAUAGAUAGAUUGCUUGCUGGCUAUAAAUUAGGGGCGGCAAUUGAGCAUUAUAUUGAAAUCACAGGUGAUAAUGUUUCCAAGGAGCUAAUGCUUGAGAAAAUAUGUAUUGAUAUGGUUGAUGAUUCAAUAAUUGAAAUAAAGUUCGAUGAUGUAGAAAAAACUAUUCUCAUAGGUAAAACAAACACAAUUCGAGAUUGCUUUGACGCUAAUACCACAGUUCUAAGAGUUUUAAAAGAGCAAGAUAUAUCUGGCAAAAAUUUAUCUAAUGCGUUAAAAAGUUUGCAAGGAUGGUAUGAAGAAAACCUAGAUCCAACUAAGAAGGACCUAGAUACCCAGAUAGAUAAUAUGAACAAAAUGCAGUCAAAGGAUAUAAACCUCAGAAAGAGAAAGCCAUCUGAUAACUGUUCAAUUUAA